Micromonas commoda is the source of this 1634-nucleotide messenger RNA. RefSeq lists its product with no specific name. Gene Ontology annotation, molecular function: structural constituent of ribosome. Bases 1 to 1575 code for a protein of 524 amino acids. The record is from RefSeq and is a predicted model, not a curated record. The transcript has a single exon. Gene Ontology annotation, cellular component: mitochondrial small ribosomal subunit. NCBI's taxonomy places the organism in Eukaryota, Viridiplantae, Chlorophyta, Mamiellophyceae, Mamiellales, Mamiellaceae.
AUGGACGAGAAAUCUCCGGUGAAUCUCGUGACUGGUAGGAACUGGGGGAACAAGCGCACAGCACACCUCAGUCACGUGAAAAUGACCAGACGAUUGCCGAUCACCCGAGCGCUCCGUACCAUCCAGCAGACGUGGUCAUGCCGUCUUAAAAUUGCGGUCACCAGGUUCGAUGUCGAGCCAAGGAACCUUUGUUUCCUAACCAACCCAGCUGCCGUGCGUUCUUCCAUCAACAUAGUGCAGUGCGCGGCAGACAAAGCGAGAACAUCGUUCAACACGUCGGCGACCCCAUUAAGCGGAGCCCGCAAUGACGAUAACGGCUCGUUCUUUCCGUCCCCUGGCGACAACAAGGUGGAAAUCACAGUUUCUUCGGACAGGGACACCGAGGUUGUCAACCCGGAUGGAUCCCCAGGAUCGCUGCUGAAACGACCACCGACAGCCAAAUACAACGGCCCCCUGGAUCUGUCACUCGGGGAAACCCAGCAUAGUCGUUUACGCACUGGAGUUGACUGGCACAACAGCAUCGAGCUUGUCGACGCUAUUGACAGCCCUCGCCGCACGCGGAAAAUUGACGCGCCGUUCACACUUUCAGCUUCAUCCGCCGACGACAACACUGAGUCUGCACUGCAUGAUGCAUGCAGAUUUAGGUUCGAGGUAACAGAAUCGGAUCUGGUGCCCGAGGGCCUGCCUAAGAGCCUUGCCGAGGAAUUUGCGACCUCAGGUACGGGAAGGGUGAUGAUAAGAGACGUUGACGCGCGGUUGUGGGAUAAGAUCCAGCGAAGAAGGUCAACACUCCUUCAUGGUGGGCAGGGUGCCGGCAAGACCGUUUCCUGCGUAAAUCUUGUUGCGCGUGCGAGAAAAGCAGGGUGGCAUGUUUUGUACGUCCCAAGCGCUCGAGCAUUGACGAUUCAUUCGAGCUAUCAUAGAGAUGAUGGCAGUGGGAUGUGGGACACCCCAGAUCAUGCCCGUCUGUUGCUGAAGUGGACUCAGGCAGCCUUAGCGGUAUCAAGUGAGCCCGACCCUGCAGAUGUAGACGCAGUAAGUGAAGGCCUUGAAUCCUCGGAUAGGGAAGCGAACGUUGUCGUGAAUGCGGCACUUCGUGUCAUAGAGAAUGCGAAGCGUCGAGCACGGGCUGGCAGCAAAGUGUUGUUCGUGGUUGACGAGUACAAUUCACUGUUUGGUAUGACAGACAUGCACGAGGUGCUUGGACCUCGCAAACGGGGGAACAUCGAGGCGGGUAAGACUAGGUUAUGCGCCGCCCUCAGAAACGCCAGUGACAUUGUAAGAAGUGGCGCGGUGUAUGUCGGAGCCACAAGCAAAGCUGUGCAGCCGACCUUUCAACUGAGCGAGUCUCUAGGUGGUGAACGUGGAAGAGGUGGAAGUGAGGUGUUGGAGCGAGAGAAGUGCCAACGAUUCAGCACAAACGAAAUCCUUGGCAUGGUGCAGCAUUAUGAGGCCGCGAAAUCGGGGCUGGGUGCGGUGCAUCCAAGCGUAGACGGACAUCAACUGUCUAUGCGGCUCAGGGUUUUGACACAGGGUAACGGGACAGAGAUCAGGCAAUUGUGCGCCAUGCUGUGAGACCAUGGUUGCUUAAUAAAGAGGAAAAUUCUUCAAUAUCUGAUUUCAGUUUCACGUCG